ACACAUACACUCUCAAGAUUGUAGCUUCACUUUUUAAAAAUUAUUAAAAAAAUUGACGAAAAAUCAAAAUUCUACUUAUAAUUCUUGUCCAAAAAGGUUAGAAACCAGUGUCAAACGGUUAAUAGCUGGUUAAUCUUUGGAAAUAACGCAAGGAACAUCAAAAAAAGUUGCAAAAACAAGGAAAAAACAGCAAGUGAUGCAUAAUGUUACAGUAGACCAAAUUGAAAAAAAUAAGCAUCUAAUCAGGCUUGUUAAGCAAUAUCCGCAGAUCUAUAAUCAUGAUCCGAGUCAACAACAUAAUAUUGAGUCAGUUGAGGAAGUUUGGCAUAAAAUCGGAGCUGAUAUAGGCGAGCCAGCGGACGUUUGCAAGAAAAAGUGGCGGUUAUUAAGGAGCUCAUUAAUUCGGUACAUAAAAGUAUUUAAGGAUAAAUCUACAUCCAAAGGAAACCGCUAUCGACCGUAUUAUCUACUAGAGCAUAUGGACUUUCUGCUUCCUCACAUCGAUGAUAAAAGUAUAAUUCGAAAAGUGAAGCCAAUUAUCAAGUCCCCAAAUCAUACACCUACUACAUCUGCUACUGUGACUUUAGUCAAGAAAGAUCGGGACGAUGAGACUAUUUUAUAUGCUAAUACAACACCCAACACUACAAUAACUUACAAUGUAGUAGCUACAAAAGAUACAUCCUCGCAGGACAUAAAAACUGAUUCGCAACAAGACAUCCAGCAAUAUUAUGCAGGAGCAGGCGUUAAGAUCAUCGGGGAAGAUUAUAUUACAACAUAUCAACCAGGCGAACAGUUGAUUUAUCAAACAACUAGCAGUGGAGGAGAAGAACAACAAAUACAGCAUACUGAAUGUAUACAGGAACAGCAUGAACAGCAGCAACAAGAAUGCAUUCAACAAGAAUCGCCGUCAAAAUCUCAAGUCAUGGCAUCGACAACACUAAUUCCUUUGCCAAAUAUGAAUAAUAUCUUUUCGAGCACCAAUCCUAGUGAGGCAAGCGAUUUGUAUUUCUUGAUUGGACUAUUGCCUGACUUUAAGAACCUUAACAACGAUCAGAAGCGUAAAGUCAAGAUUGGGAUACUGAAGCUUAUCGAUGAUGUCGUUACUAAUUAAAUCAGUUCUACUUCCUUAUUUUUUUAUUAAUUAAGUCAUUUUUGUGGGCAAGUCUGUUAAAUUUGAUGGAAGUAAGUGACAUGCUGAAGUACACAAACAUUUUGAUGCAUUAUUAUUGUUUUUUUCAUUUUCCCUCCUUUUUUAACAUUUCUUUUAAAAUAUAUAAAAAAAAGUUUGUAGGACAGAAACAUAAACGUCAAGCAAGCA
Chironomus riparius is the source of this 1318-nucleotide messenger RNA. The record is from the annotation of a GenBank genome assembly. Lineage: Eukaryota; Metazoa; Arthropoda; Insecta; Diptera; Chironomidae.